Messenger RNA from Engraulis encrasicolus (European anchovy), 2304 nucleotides. RefSeq names its product FERM domain-containing protein 7. Gene Ontology annotation, cellular component: cytoskeleton. The transcript has 12 exons. Gene Ontology annotation, molecular function: guanyl-nucleotide exchange factor activity. The annotation marks the transcript as partial. The record is from RefSeq and is a predicted model, not a curated record. NCBI's taxonomy places the organism in Eukaryota, Metazoa, Chordata, Actinopteri, Clupeiformes, Engraulidae.
AUGGGUGACAAAUUCGACUUGUUAAGGAAGACACCGACUAAAACCAGCGCUCAACAACGACGACAGGACGAUAAACUCAGGAUACGCGUCAUCUUCUUGGACGGUAGUGAACGCGUCUUCGAGGUUGAGCAUAGGAUACUGGGUGGGGAUUUCUACAACAAGGUGUGUGGCCACCUGAAGCUGCUGGAGAAGGAGUACUUUGGCCUGGAGUUUCGCCAUCACACAGGCACCUAUGUGUGGUUGGAGCUGCUCAAGCCACUGACAAGACAGAUCAAAAAGGACACCAAUGAUCUAACGUUUCGCUUCAUUGUCAAGUUCUUCCCUCCAGACCCUGGCCAGCUACAGAGAGGACUGACAAGGUAUUUGUUUGCCCUGCAGGUGAAGCAGGACCUGUCCAAUGGCAGCCUGACAUGCAACGACAACAGCGCCGCCCUACUGGUGUCUCAUAUACUGCAGUCAGAGUUAGGUGACUAUGAUGAGGAGUUGGAUAUUCACCAUCUGGAUGAUAAGAAGUACAUCCCCAAUCAGGAGUACCUGGACCACAAGAUCAUGCGCCUCCACAAGAGACACAAAGGCCACACUCCGGCCCAGUCGGACAUUCACCUGCUGGAGGUGGCCCGCAAGCUGGACAUGUACGGCAUCCGACCACAUGCGGCCCACGACGGGGAGGGCAUGAGGAUCAACCUGGCCGUCACACACCUGGGCGUCCUCGUCUUCCAGGGCAACACGAAGAUAAACACCUUCAGCUGGGCGAAGAUCCGCAAGCUGAGCUUCAAGAGGAAACACUUCCUCAUCAAGCUCCACGCCAAAGUGGUGCCGUCUCGAAAAGACACAGUGGAGUUUGCCAUGGCCAGCCGAGACGUGUCCAAGGCCUUCUGGAAGAUGUGUGUGGAGUACCAUGCCUUCUUCCGAUUGGCUGAGGAGCCCCAGUCGGAGAAGAAGUCCCUCCUCUCCAGCAAAGGAUCCAGCUUCAGAUUCAGUGGCCGAACUCAGAAGCAGCUGCUGGAAUGUGUUGAGGGUGGAGACGGUCGAUAUAUGUCCUCGGAGAGGCCUUACUCCAGAUCACGCCAGUGCAGAUCCUCUCCUGACAUCCUCACAGCCGUCUCAAAACAGCUGCUGGAGGAGGUGCACCCGUUCCCCCACCCCCUGCUGGGUCACCUCUCCGAUGGCGACGCCGUCAUCACCUCCAAGCGUAGCCGCUCCGCUGACCUGAUGGCCUGGUCCUCCACCUCCCCCCUCUUCCGCCCGCGCCUACCCUCCUCCUCCCUGGCCGCCGAGCACUACCCCUCCUCCUCCUCCCCCCCCAAGCUCCGCCAUGCCUCCCGCUCCACGGCACCGGAGCGGCGGGUGGGUCGGGGGACCCAGCGCCAGCGGACGGCAGGUGGAGGAGGUGGAGGUGGGGGGAGAGCUCGGAGACGACCCUCCCCCAGUAGCCAGCAGCACCUGGUCCUCCUGUAUCCCAGCAGCCCUCACCUGCAGUUCCACCCGGUGCUGCCCACGUUCCCUCUGGCGGCUGCCACGGCUGCCGGAACUCACCCGUAUCUGGCCCAGGCUCACGCCGCCUCUGUCUCCGCCUCCGAGUCAUCCUCCUCGCUGGAGCGUCUACCUCUGGCACGGGCGUUUCGGACGCACGGCCCCAUGGACUACAUGCCCCAGCCGCUCAGCUCCUACGGCCCCGCUGCCUCCUCCUCCUCCAUGUCUCCGGCCUUCUCGGCCCAGCGUCUGCAGCAGAGGAUCCAGGCGUCGAGGCUCAGCCUGGGGGCUGCGGCGGCGGCGAGGUCCAGGCUCCGCUCGGGGAUGGUAGGCCGGCCUGGGGCAGCAGCAGCAGCAGCAGGGCUGGUAGUGGGUGGUGGAGGUGCUGGCGGAGGUGGAGGGCUGAUCAGGCAGCACCCACGGCUGGACCUGGGCAGGACGGAGGUGGGCCACUACAGCGACGACUCCAGCUUCCACACGGGGCUCCCCCGCCGCGCCUCCAGCCAACCCGACGUGGACUUCCUCCACCCUCCUCAGCCCCCGUUGGCCCAGGCCUCAGAGUACCGCCCCCUGGGCUACUACCCGCACCUAUCGCGGCAGCAGCCGAUGCCGGCGCGCCCCACCUACCUGCCGCUGAGCUCCUCCCCUCUGCCGGAGCGGCCCACGUCGCUCUGCGUGCUGGGCACGGGAAGCUACUCCGACUCCGACUCGGAGCCCUUCGUGCCCUACUACUACCCCGCCGUGGGCAAGGUGGUGCGCUCCGCCCCGCUGGCACGCAUGAGGUUCUCCUCCGGGAGCCUACAGCUGGAGGAAGAGGAGGAAGAGGAGGAA